Messenger RNA from Schizophyllum commune H4-8, 1950 nucleotides. RefSeq lists its product as uncharacterized. The coding region runs from base 336 to 1799 and encodes 487 amino acids. The transcript has 2 exons. The record is from RefSeq and is a predicted model, not a curated record. Lineage: Eukaryota; Fungi; Basidiomycota; Agaricomycetes; Agaricales; Schizophyllaceae.
GUCAUGGCCAUCUCGAGUCUCUCCGACGGACAUCCCAGCACUCCAACUGCCUCUUCAUAUACUCGUAGAGGCCUUUUCAAUACGACUUUCUCAUGAGGAGGGACACCUCACAUAUACGUCACUGACUUUCAGCUGUCCCGAAGAGACAGUCAUGAGCACUAGCCGGGCGACGACGAGACCUCGUCCUCUGACGAUGUGGACUGGUCAUUGGCCGCUGCUUCUUGCUGACAUGCGCGAAGAUCCUACAUAUAGUAGUUUAUGCAUAGCAAAAGACAGGUGGUAAGUACGCUUUCCCUCGAAGCCUCCUUUCCCCCCUUCCCAAUAACGCGGCCAUCAUGUCGGACCGGCAAGCGCAAGAGAAACAUGACAUAGUGUCGCACAAGGAUAACCAAGAGGAGUCCGCUACACAUAAGCAACAAGGCAGCAGCAGACUUUUCAACACCUAUGAUGCGCAGAGACCGACACAUAGCGUUUUUGAUAGCGUGCCUGCUGAACUCCUUGCUUUCAUCUUCGAGGCAUGUGUGGCGCUGGAGAUGAACACGCCCAACAGCUUCUUUCACGAAACAAGCAAAGCGCCGUGGUCUCUCACACAGGUCUGCAGAAGCUGGCGUCAGACGGCACAAAAUACACCCUCCCUAUGGACGAUUGUACGUGUUUCCGUCGACACUAUCGAGGAACUAGGGCAUCCUCCUGAUGAUACAGCUGCUAUCCUAUCAAGCUACCUCAGCAACUCGCACCCGCUGCCAUUGUCCCUCGUCAUCAUCAGCGAGGACGAGUUCCCGGAUUACAUCCUUCUCCCUCUCGUCGAUACCAGCGAUCGCUGGUAUGAUCUCUUUCUGUUUACGCACCCCGACGACUUUGCGCGUAUGGCAAUCGUUCGUGGCCGACUUCCCGUCCUGCAGUCUCUGCAAAUCAUCCCCACGCGCGUUGGCGAACCCAUCGUCGCUACUCCUGUCAUGUUUGAGCUCGCUCCAGCUCUCACCAAGGCUACGCUCGGCGGACACGCCCUUAACCUCAACUUCGCUCUCCCGUGGGUCCAGAUUCGCGACUUCGAGGCAAACUACGCCGCGAGCGCGGAGGUGCUGCCGCUGCUAGCACUCAUGCCCGCGCUCGUCCGCCUCAAGCUCGGCCUCGAGCCCGCCGACCACUCGCCGGUGGACGCGCGCACCUGGAUGGUCACGCACCCCGGCGUCCGGGCGCUCACCAUGAACGUCGCGGACGGCCAGAUCACGGCGCCCGACGACCUCAUCGACAGCCUCACCCUCCCCGCCCUCACGGACCUCGAGGUCGAGUGCCCUGUCGUCGAGCGCGUCGAGAGCACGCGCGCCCUCGUCGCGCGCUCCGGGUGCGCGCUCGACGCGCUCACGCUCGUGAUCACGUUCCGCUGCAUGGGGACCAUGGAGAGCCUGUUCCGGCUGGCGCCGCGGCUGCGCGCGCUGACCGUGUUCGACGGCGUGUCGAUCACGAACCGGCCGCUGCUCGAGGCGCUCGUGGUGCGCGAGGAGGACCCGGGGGGCGUGCUGCUGCCGAAGCUGGAGAGCAUCACGCUGCUGGCGAGCAGGCCGCUCCCUGCGGCGGACGUGCACCGCUGGCUGAGCGUGUUCGAGUCGCGCGUGCGCCCGAAGCAGCCGGAGGAGGGCGCGGAGAAUGGGACGGAGGUCAGCCCGCUUCGCAGUAUCUUGAUGGGGUGCACGUCUGGAGAGAAUAUCGUCGAUAACGAGGAGUGCGUCCAUCGCUUCCACCGCAUGAUGGAAGAGGGCGUGAAGGUCGAUUUGUGGUACGGACCGGACUUGUUCUGAGGAUAAUGGUCGCAUUGUGGACUGUCUCAUCAUAAUGGUCGCAAUGCGGAUCGUCUGAUCCUAUGACACUUGGUGCUCGUCUUUUCGGUAUGAUGUGUACUUUGUAUCGCUACGGACGAAAGGAGAAUCUCACUACUGUUGAUGAAUAGGG